This is a messenger RNA of Cotesia glomerata, 1724 nucleotides long. RefSeq names its product piggyBac transposable element-derived protein 3-like. The record is from RefSeq and is a predicted model, not a curated record. The transcript is spliced from 2 exons. Lineage: Eukaryota; Metazoa; Arthropoda; Insecta; Hymenoptera; Braconidae. Bases 321 to 1685 code for a protein of 454 amino acids.
UAAGGAGAAAUUUACUGGUUUUACUUUGGAGUAAGUUAAUUUAUAAUUAAAAUAUUAAAAAAAAAUAGUAAAUAAUAAAGUUAAAAACUCUUUCCAAUAGAAUCACUUGCUCUCAGGGAAGAAAGUGUCUCGAGGAAACAUUCAAAGCCGAAGUAUCUGACGUUGACCACGUAUCGGAUAUUGACGACGAUGAAUAUUUUCCACCGAAUGAGGCCGCAGCUUCAGAUUGUGAUGAUACAGAUGAUGAAGAAAGUGAAAAUGGAGAAGAUGGAGAUGAAGAUGAAGAUGAAGAAAGUGAUGUAGCAGCGACGGGGUUAGGAAUGAAAGCAAAAGAUGGUACGCAGUGGGCUGCGACACCAUCAAGUGAGCAUCAAGUUGGAAGGCGUAACAUUGUACGAGAGAGAUGUGGGCCUAAUAGAAACACCAACAUGCUGUCCAUUCUCGACACCUUUAAAUUAUUUUUUACUCCAGAAAUGGCAGAUAUCAUUAUACGCCAUACUAAUAAAAAAGCAAUUUCAACAUAUACAGCGUAUAAUGAAAAAAAUCCGGGCAAAAAACAAUUAGUUUGGAAGAAUCUUGAGCUGCAGGAAUUUUAUGCUUUCUUGGCUAUUUUGAUAACCUCUGGUGCCAACAACUCAAAUACUGACAAUGCAAUGGACAUGUGGCAGACGUAUUCAUAUCCAUUAUAUCGUGCAGCAAUGAGCAUCAAUCGCUUCUGGAACAUCAUUCGCUUUAUUCGGUUUGAUGAUGCCAAUACUCGAGCUCAGCGUAUGGAGACUGAUAAAGCUGCUCCAAUACGAGACAUUUGGACAAUGCUUAAUAGUAAUCUAGCAAAACACUAUAAGCCAACAGAAUGCCUGACAAUCGACGAGCAACUUUAUCCAUACCGUGGUCGAACUAGAUUCACCCAGUAUAUACCGUCGAAGCCAGCAAAGUAUGGAAUCAAAGUAUGGUGGAUAUGUGAUGCUGAAAAUUUGUAUCCACUUACUGGACAGCUUUACACUGGGAAAUCAAGUGAGGGUCGUGAAAAGAACGUUGGUGAGAGAGUUGUCAAAGACUUGGUAGCGCCGUAUAAAGGAUCGGGUAGAAACAUUACUAUGGAUAAUUAUUUUACUACUCUUCCAUUGGCAAAAUCUUUACUAUCGUGGAACUUGACGAUUGUUGGCACUUUGAAGAAAAAUGCUAUGGAUAAAAUUCUUGGUAGAUAUACUACAAAAAGAUCUACUCAAAGAUGGCCUCUAGCAUUUUUUUAUAAUAUUCUCGAUGUCGCCUGCCUUGCAGCAUAUAUUCUGUAUUAUGAGAAUAAUAAAAUGCUUGAUAAAAAAUCGUAUGAGCGGCGAUUAUUUUAUCGGCAAUUGGGCAGAGAACUGUGUACUCCAUUCGUUGAAAAUCGUUCGCAGAAUCCACAAAUUAUGAGGCAUUUCUUAACGAAAGUGGCGAUUGAAUCUUUUCUUGGCCGAGCUAUCAAUCCACAUACGCAACUAACAACACCUGGAUCAUCAAGACCCCAGACACAGCUCGAUUCAACCGGAAGGAAAAAGAUUACUGGUGUAUGUUAUACUUGUCUUCAAAGUGAAUUCAAAAAACGUCGCAAAACGAGAAAAAUAUGUUCAGUAUGUGAGAACCCCAUUUGCGAUGAACAUUGUAUUACAACCACAACAUGUGAAGUGUGUGCGAAAAAAUAAAAUUUACUUUUAUUUUCGUGUAGCAUUGUCUUAUUAUAA